Sardina pilchardus (European sardine) is the source of this 2254-nucleotide messenger RNA. It is a transcript of the gene sox8a, whose product is annotated as SRY-box transcription factor 8a. Bases 177 to 1580 code for a protein of 467 amino acids. Lineage: Eukaryota; Metazoa; Chordata; Actinopteri; Clupeiformes; Clupeidae. The record is from RefSeq and is a predicted model, not a curated record. Gene Ontology annotation, molecular function: DNA-binding transcription factor activity, RNA polymerase II-specific; RNA polymerase II cis-regulatory region sequence-specific DNA binding. The transcript has 3 exons. Gene Ontology annotation, cellular component: nucleus. Gene Ontology annotation, biological process: negative regulation of transcription by RNA polymerase II; neural crest cell development; morphogenesis of an epithelium.
UGCGACAGGACCUGCCGCUGUGUCCAGUGUUCAUGCACCGCGGGAGCUCUGGGGAGCUGGCAUUUCUCAACAGGGGAAGCCCGAUACUGUACAUGCGCUGUGCGUAAACAUGCUCUGUCCUCUCUCUCGGGAUUAAAACCUACUUUAGAAGACUUUCCUCUCGCCAGGCACUACCCAUGUUUAAAAUGAAUGAAGAGCGGGAGAGGGCUGUCGGCGACAACCCGUGCAGCCCUUCGGGCACCGCCAGCUCCAUGUCCCAAGCGGAUCUGGAUUCGGACGCGCCAUCCUCUCCGACGGAGUCCGACGGAGCAGGCUCGGGCCAGCAGUUGCCCCGGGCCGAGAAGGCGGGCGGCGGGGACGAAGACGAGCGUUUCCCCGUGUGUAUCCGCGAGGCCGUGUCCCAGGUGCUGAAGGGCUACGACUGGUCCCUCGUGCCCAUGCCCAUGCGGGGCAGCCGCUCGCUGAAGGACAAGCCGCACGUGAAGAGGCCGAUGAACGCGUUCAUGGUGUGGGCACAGGCCGCGCGCAGGAAACUAGCGGAUCAGUACCCACACCUGCACAACGCCGAGCUCAGCAAGACCCUGGGCAAACUGUGGAGACUCCUGUCUGAGAACGAGAAGAAGCCGUUCGUGGAGGAGGCCGAGAGGCUGCGGGUGCAGCAUAAGAAGGAUCACCCGGACUACAAGUACCAGCCCCGGCGGCGCAAGAGCCUGAAACCGGGACAGACGGACCCGGACGCGCCGUCCGAACCGGGCCAUUCGCACGGGGACCAGCUGUACAAGGUCGAGGCGGGAGCGAGCGGCCUACACCCGGGCCUGGGGAGCCUGCAUCACCCGCACGACCACUCAGGUCAGCCUCACGGGCCGCCCACGCCCCCCACCACCCCCAAAGCCGACCCGAGCCACUGCGGCAAGCACGACUUCAAGCUCGAGGGGAGACGCGCCCCGGAUGGCGGGCGUCAAAACAUCGACUUCAGUAACGUGGACAUAUCCGAGCUGAGCACUGACGUCAUCAGCAACAUAGAGACCUUCGACGUGCACGAGUUUGACCAGUACCUGCCUCCGAACGGGAAUCACGGCCUGGCCGCGCUCGCGGACCACCAGGGUCACGGGCAGAGUGCGGCAGCUGCUGGCGGGGCAUUCGGUUCUUUCGGUCACGCGUACAACGGCGCCCCGUGGAGUCACAAGAGCACGGGGUCAGCGGGGUCUGUUAACGGCAGUGACGCCGGCCAGGCGAGGCCACAAAUCAAGACGGAGCAGCUGAGUCCACCGCGACAGUACGCAGAGCAGCCCAGCACUUCUUCAUCGCAGCCGGAGCUCGGCUCCUACAGCGCCCAGACAUGCUCCUCCACAACGGCCUCUUCUCUGCCCACCUCCUCGGCGGAUUACACGGACCUCCAGACGGCCAACUACUUCACCACCUAUCCCGGCUACCCCGCUGGGAUAUACCAGUACCCGUACUUCCACACCUCCCGGCGGCCGUACGCCACGUCCAUCAUCAACAGCCUCUCCAUCCCCCCAGCACACAGCGGCGCCUCGAACUGGGAUCAGCCGGUCUACACCACGCUGACGCGGCCGUAGGGGACCUCCAGCGACACUCAUCUCCCGUGGACUCUGGUCUAGCAGAGACAACACAUAGUACUAGACGGACUAAACACAGAGUCAGUCAUGAACUUAAGGAUGAAGGAACUGUAAGACUUUGUUUACACGUUAUGGUUUACAUUUACGCAAAUACUCUAAGCGCGUUACGCACACGAGAAUGUGUUUUUACUCUCUAAAAUGCCGUGUUUUUACUAAUCGGUUGGUUCAAACAACCAUAUUACUUGCAAAUGUUGUAACAAAACUGAUGUUUUUGUACGAUUUAUUACCAGUAGCGAUAACAUUUUAACUGCUUUAAAAGCCAUAUUGUGGCACAUUUCUACAGCUAUCGGAUUCCCUAUCAUUGCAAACAGAUUAAACUUAGUGAGGAUGUAUGAUAUCGUAUUUUGAUAUGGCCAAGGGACCGAAUGGACAAGGCCAUGUCACCUUGGGCCGCAGUGCCCGGUUCAUCUGAGUUAGAAUGGACACGACAUGAUAAGUGUUCUCUUGAAGAUACAGUACGUAUUUAGGUUAGGCCUUUUAUUGUUUUUUCAAGCAUUUGCGAAUUAAUUUUAGACAUGCAGGUGAGUCCUGCUUUAUUUCGAUUGGAUUUAAAAUAUGCUGGCCGUAUGACAUCCUUCGAUUCUAUGCAGCUUUGUGUCUUAAACUUACUUUGU